Sclerotinia trifoliorum is the source of this 1560-nucleotide messenger RNA. Lineage: Eukaryota; Fungi; Ascomycota; Leotiomycetes; Helotiales; Sclerotiniaceae. The record is from the annotation of a GenBank genome assembly.
CGAAAUCUUCUCAAUUGCGGGCCGUAAUUCUUGCUGAGUAACCUUGAGAUCUUUCUUCGAUGCAUGCUCAUGAAUAUUCUCUUCAAGUCUUCAACCCAGCCAGCCAGCCAGACGGACAGACAGACAGACAGACAGACAGACAGACAGACAGACAGACAGACAGACAGACAGACAGACAGACAGACAGACAGACAGACAACCAGACAACCAGAAAACCAAUAUCAAACUCGUCAAACCGAACCUUGACAGUCUCACUCACUAAAAGCAAUAAUUGCUUCAUCUUUUCGUCUCAUCCGAUCUACAAAACUCCAUUUCCACUGGUGACACUGAAACCCUCGCAAGCCACCCGUUCCGAAUUCGUCCUCUUCAGAGCCUCAUACCUUUCUCCCCCGGAUUCUCAUGCAGAGAGAUCUAGAAGCAUACCCCUCCAACUACCUCAGAUCCACUUCUUUGCAAAUAUCUACCUCAUAACUUCUCAUAUCGUUCUUGCCUCAAUCGUAUUAAAGAAGGAUCUUGUCCUCUUUUUUGAUAACAUCUAUCAAUCAACUCACACUUCAACAAUAGCUCAAUCAUACCCAAUCAUACAUCACACAUCACACGAUCCGCCGGCGGUUCAUCAUCUCACGAAUCCAACAUCACUAUAAAUAUCCAUCUAUCUCUAUCCACUCAAUAUCAACCCCUUCUACUACAAAUCACAAACGUCAUACCAGUCCCUCCGCAAAAAUGGAUAUGUCACACUCACACAUGCAAAUGGACAUGGGCAUGGGCAUGACCAACAGUACCAGCACCAGCACAAUGGACAUGUCCAUGAUGUCAAUGACAUUCUUCAUCUCUAAAACCACGGCCCUCUAUUCCAACAUGUGGACACCCAGCACCGAUGCCGGAUACGCAGGAACCUGUAUAUUUCUCAUCUUACUCGCAACACUAUUCCGCGGUCUUCUCGCCGUCAAAGCCUGGAAAGAAAGCGCAUGGCUCGCCGAAGAUACCAAUCGUCGUUAUGUGACUGUUGCCGGAAAAGGUCCAAAAUCAGAACGGGUCUCGUUGGAUAGUGAUUCGAAGAAUAUGGUAUUGAGUGAGAAUGGUGUUGAGGAGAAUGUGAUGGUGGUUAAGACGAGAUCGAUGGGGAUUCGACCAUGGAGAUUAAGUGUUGAUCCCGUGAGAGCGAUUAUGGAUACUAUUAUUGCUGGUGUUGGAUGGUUACUGUGAGUUUUUUAUUCUUUUUUUCUUCUUUCUUUUUAUCUUUCCGACGCGAACGAUAACUAAUUAGAAUGAAUAUAGUAUGCUCGCGGUCAUGACUAUGAAUCUCGGAUAUUUCCUCUCUGUCUUAGGUGGUACAUUUCUUGGAAGUUUAGCACUAGGUCGCUAUGUUAUUGCAUCUGAGCAUCAUUAGACAUUCUUUCUAGAUUAUAAACAUUAUAGAUGUACUGCGGCAGGCAAGCAGCUUUAUGGGAAUUGGGUAAUUAAUGAUGAUGAUCAUGGGAUGGAUGAAAAUAUAUUAUUAUUGAUUGAAAGAAAGGAAUUUGAGUAUUAUAACUCGAUAAUAAAGUAUGAUUUUUAAAU